Toxoplasma gondii ME49 is the source of this 5479-nucleotide messenger RNA. RefSeq lists its product as hypothetical. The coding region runs from base 555 to 3737 and encodes 1060 amino acids. The transcript is spliced from 6 exons. The record is from RefSeq and is a predicted model, not a curated record. Lineage: Eukaryota; Apicomplexa; Conoidasida; Eucoccidiorida; Sarcocystidae.
GCUUUUCUGUGUCGUGAGGGACUGCCUGUUGCCUCUCUUCUGUCUCACCACUGAGGAAGAGCGCAGCUCCAGUACAUGCGGGAGAGCCGGACUGUCUCUCUCUCGCCUCCGGCGCCCUCGAGAGACUGUCGCGUUGUAUGUCUCUGUCGAGGACUUCUUCGUGACCGGCCUCGACUUUCAUGUGGAGAUGCGGGAGGGCCGAAGAGAACGGAAAGCUCUCUCUUCGCCUGAAUCUCCCUGCGCCAGUGCGCUCUCCUCAGUCUGGUGCAUCUCGCUCGCGUCGGAACUCGAAGUUCCUCGAAGAGACGCAGGCCGCGCCGCUCACUGGGGCGCGACGCGAGUCGCUCCGGUCGCAGUGUCUCUCUCGCCUGUGGCGGAGCGAAUGCAAACCGCGCGGUCGAUGAGCCAGUGUUGAGGCAAGGACGAGGAAGCAGGAGACGAUCAGAGGAGGGAGAAGAAAAGCAUGAAGCAGAGGAGAACCAGAAGUGAGGGAAGAAAGGAGACCCGGCAGGAGACAAAGAACAGGGCGGGAGUGAGUGGUUGGUGUGAGGCAAAUGGCGCAGGAGCAGCGCGAGGAAGAAAAAAGAAGGAAGGCGGUGACAGUGGCCGCCGCAACUCGAACGGAGACACCCGGUGUGUGCGAUGAAAAGAUGACAGGACGCCCAGAGGGAAGAGAAGACCGCGCAGCCGGUCCCCGCGAUGCGCGAGGCGAAGGCACUCGCAUGUCGCCUUUCUUCUCUCCCUUCCCGACGUCCUCUGCCCUUCGCCAUGUAGAUGAAUACGGGGAAUCAUGGCUUUCCUCUUCAAUGCAGGAGCAGCUGGCAGGAGACCCGUUCGCGGAUUCCUCAGCGCCGCCUUCGCCUCCGUCGCCUGGACCGUCUCGCCUUCCCUUCUUGGCGUUCUCUUCUUCGCUGGCGCCAAACGAGGCAGUCCCCACCGGCGGCGCCGCAGGGCGCGCAGCGACGAACGGCGUCUCAGCCGCCGCAGACGCAAGUGCCAGCCUAAAGGAGACAGGAGACAGCGGCAACACAAGCGAGGAGACAGCAGCCGCCGCGCCUCAGUGGCACGCCGACGCUGCCAAGGUGGGUCUCUUGAGCAACAACGGCAGACGAUUUUGGAAGAAGCGAAAGGCGGGCAUGAUCUCCCUGGUCUACGAAAAUGCGUUGAGGUCUUCACACGUCCACGCCUACCGAUACGACAUUCUUCAAGGCAACGUGAGCGCGGCGGACGGCGCAGGCUUCGUCUUUGCAAAUCGGGUCCCCUGCGGGAAGAACAUCCAGACUCUCUGGAGCGUCUUUGUCAAUCGCCAGGGCACCCUCUGCAAACGCAUGGGCCAAAACCUGGUGAGGCUACCGCCGCCUGGCCUGAAACCUCUGGAGGCAGGAACAAGUGUGUAUCUUCUCGUCGACCUCGACUGCAAAGUUGCUGUCUUCCAGAUGCGCACGGCGGAGGGGACGGAGACACCACCCCGGGUGGUCGCCUUUCAGGACAUGGCUGAGACUGCCGGUUGCUCUCAGGGCUACUUCUGCGUCGUCAUCGCUGCUGGCGAUGUCGUCGUUGAGGUGUCAGACCCAGUUGAACUGCGCCAGAUGUACGCGACACAAAUCCGGCCGUCUCUCUCUGUUUCUUCUCUUUCGCGGCCUUCUUACGUGGAUUUGUCUUCUUCAAAGGCGCCUUUACCGCCUCCUCCUCCUCCGUUCCUGGGCCUUCGUCCUUCCUCCCGAUGUCCCCACCUGGGGGGUUUCCCUGAAAGCAGAUCCGUCGGGAAGCACCCACCGGAGGCUCUUCCUUUGUUCGGCUCUCGUGCACCUCGCAUGAGCCCCGUGCAACAAGAUCUCUCUUUUCUUCCUUCUUCAGCGUCUGCCUUUCCUUCCUCGUCGUCUGCCUUUCUUACACCGCCGUCAGUCUUCCCAUCCGCGACUUCUCCUUCCUCGUCUCCUUCUUCGUCGUCUGUCCUUCCUUCUGCUUCGCCGCCUCCCUCGCCGGUUGUGGCUGCGUCUGCCGGUCUGUCGGCAGCUGGGUGUUCUCCCGCUGCGCGGUCCUCUUCUGACUGCGUCCCCUGUCCAGUCAUCGAGAACUUAGUUCAUGCGGCUGAAGAGACAGGGCUCCACGACAGCCUCUCUUACACGUCUCUCUCUGUUCUGUCUUGUCCUGGGGCCGUACUUCCCUCGCCGUCCGCGCUCGGAUCCUGCUCGGCUCCCCGGUCUGCGCCGUCGUCGGCUUCCUCGGCUUCCUCGCCUUCCUCUGUGCUUUCCAAUGGAGGCGUCGCUUCUCCGGAGGUCCUCGCGCUUCCUUCUGGCACCUCUGCCGGCCCAGGCCUUCUGGCCUCGGCCUGGCCCUCAGUGGCCUCUGCGGCGGCCGGCGAGGAGACAGAGACCGUUCAGAGCCUCCGCGAAAGAGACGAACGAGGCGAUAGGGACGAGGGGUCCGUCUGUCUGAGUCGAGCUCAGAAAUUGCGUCUUCCCUGUCCGAGCCGGAAUGUGUCGCCGCUGCGGUUCUGCGCCAGCUCCGAGCCGUCGGCCGUGAAGCCUGAGAGAGUCCGGAAACUGUCGGGUGACUGUGUCUCCGUGCGCCGGCGAGAUAGCGGCGAGGUCGAGGCGGAUCCCCUGACCCCCCUUGUUGUUUCACUCGCCAGAGACGUGACUCAAGAAGGCUCACCUGCCGUGAGGGACACUGGACCUUCGGACGCUUCUUCCUUGUCCUUCUCGUUUUCUCUGUUCUCUCCUGCCGUCUCGUCUGCGCCUUCGCGAUACUUCACCCACUCCGCGGAGUCGGCCGCGACCUCGAGGGAGACCGCGCGCCUCCCAUGUCCCCCCCAGUCUCCGGUACAGCCUUUGUUUCUUUCGCAUCCGGGCGGCCUGUUCGACGGCCAGGCCUUUUUGAGUUCGUCACCCUUCGCGCGUUGCGGCUCCGUCCCCUUUUCGCUGCCUCCUCACCUUUGUGGCCCGAACGCGGCGGCCGCCAGUGUUGCCGCCUCUGCAGCCACCCAGCUGCCGUACCUCUUUCUCGAGUUCGAGCGUCUGGUGGCGACGGCUGUAGGCGGGGCAAUUGUCGCCUCCGAAAACCUUCCUGCGUCGCUCUCCUCGUUUGCCUCUUCCCCCUCGAGGCUGGUCUGGAACAACCGCGCUGCGUCUGCUCACGUGAUCGCCGCAGCCGCACACAUGACCGCAGCCGCGCAGGCGAUUGCGUUGGAAGCGCAGCAGGAGGCCGAACCGUUCCGGGCCGCCGAUUGUGCUGCGACCGCUAGUUGGGCUCCAAGUGGCGGGACCGCUGAGCACGUGGGCGAGGCAGGCAAAACAUCAGGAAAACCAGCGGCGGAGGCGCCCGAGGACGAUGCCGGCGUUCAGAGGCCGACGGAGGGACGCUCACUGGAGGCGAAACGACAUGGAGUUUCGAGAGAGGGUCACCGCCUAGGGAGACAGACAGACAAGAGUGUGAAGUGGGAAGACGCCGAGCUCCGGGAGGAGGUCGGCACAGAGAUCAUCCACUCUUCUGCAAGGAGGGGGCUCCAGUUUGUGGCGCCGCUUCUCUCGCCAGACAUACGAGGCGGUCGACUCACUUCGCGACCAUCGGAAACACCCAGGGACGAAGAAACGUUUGAAAGAAAACACUCCGUUGAGGCCGCUGAAAGAGAACGCCCAGCAGAGACGCGAGAGGAAGAAGGCGCCUCGUCGGCAGCAGCUCCGGAAAGCAGGGAGGAAGGAGACUUGAGGGACGCCAAGAGGGUCGAAGCGUGAACGCGAAUGACGGCAACUCCACACGCCAAAAGACAAAAGCGACAGAUCUAUUCUUGCUUAACAGGUCAUGUGGGUGAGCGUCCCUCUCUGGAAAGUCCGUUUGUUCAGACGCGCAUCUCUGAGUUCGUGCGGACAAGGCCCUGGAAAGCUCCUGGACGCCCUGGCGGAACCUGCAGAUGUAUCGGUGGGGUGCCAGGACGCUGAUGUCGGUGCCACUCAAAGGCAGGAGGUCUGCUCAGUGUGUUCGUUGCGAGUUUUUACUGGGGAAGAAAGGCGAAGUGAAAGGGCAGUGCUGUGGCCAUGGAGGGUGUUUGCAAGCAGAGUUGGCGCAGCCGAGGCUCAAUAGGGACCUGAAGUCUCUCUUCGAAUGCCCCGCAUUUUCUGACUCACCAGAAGAGCGGCCCUGGCUGCCGAGGGGCACAAGGACAAGCGCCCAGGAAGUCCUGUGUGAUGCAGAUUUUGUAUUUCUGUGUGUAUAUCAAAACGGUUACCUACGCACAGCUGUGAUCUCCGCUGCAGCAGUCUCUUUCCUAACGUUUGUCUGUGCAGAGUGGUUCGGUCGAAGGUUUGGGUGUCUUGUCUUAGCGGUAAAAGGGAAGGACGAGCAUUCUGGUUGCCGCGUUUCUUGUCGGCAGCCCCCGUGAGCCGGUGUCGAAAGUGCCGACUGCGUUGGCAUGAGGGAAUCGAUCUCACCGAGGUGUUUGUCUCUCGUGUGCUUGCAAGAACUGACCGGGGCGUUUACCGGGUUCGCCGAGAAGCGGAUGAGGCCUCCUCUUCAGUUCUUGCAUGUAAAUACGGAAUUUUGUGACUCGUUGGCGAUGUCGCCAAGGCGGGGAACGACAUACACCCUCGUACCGAGAUGAAGAGUUCACAUGCCUCCACGCGCACUGUGUGCGGCGGUUGCUUUUCGUCUGUUAAAAAGGUUUGCUCACGUCGGACCGUGCUGUUGACAUCGAUGAAACGGGCAGACGAACGUCUGUCGCCUGGAUUUUUUCGCGAGACCAAGGAGGGUAAACUCCUCACAGUCCUCGCAACCCGACAGAAAAUACAUGUACAAAUGUGUAUAUAUAGAGAUACGUGUGUGAAUGCGCAUGCGGCUGUUUGUGCAUGUCUAUGCGUAUGUGUGAAAGAGAGCGCUGCGAAUCCUUGUAACGAUUCGCGUACCUAUACGGGAGGAGACUUUGACUUUGCGAAUGCUGAUCGGUUGGGGGUCCCAUCACAAGGGAAGAAGCGAUUUUGGAGUAAGUGAGAGGCUGUAGGGUCGUGGCGACACAUGCAUGGAACGACCGGAAUGGGUUGCUCAUGUGAGUGCCUACGUUUGUUCACCUGUGUAUAUCCGUAGUCAAACUGCCUGGAGUACAACGCCGCUGGGCGCUGGGGGUAUGUCAUUUAAACCCGUGUGUUUUUCUGGCCUACUCUAGAAGUUCUGUCUUGCCUCCGGGUCAUUUUUUGUCAAUUUCGGGAGUUCGGAGACUUUCAGUUUCCUUCCUCCCUUGUCACCGCAGUGAAGACGCCUGCUUACAAAGGCACAUCGUUGUUAUAACGUCCGUUUCGGCCUUCACUCUGUUGACGGGGAAGUAGUUUGUCAAAAAUAUUCCGCCUUCCUCAUCGCGUUUGCAUGUUUGUUCAUCGUAUCAUGGCGUGUUCUCCCUUCCUCGGUACCAUCGUUGUCAGGACUUCGUCGAGUUUCAAACAGCCCCAGGGCGCACACAUAGAUCCUCACCGCGUUGCUUAAGCCACCG